Molecule: messenger RNA, 1247 nt
Organism: Cataglyphis hispanica
Lineage: Eukaryota; Metazoa; Arthropoda; Insecta; Hymenoptera; Formicidae
Product: acyl-CoA-binding domain-containing protein 6
Exons: 1
Coding region: 1-708 (235 amino acids)
Molecular function (GO): fatty-acyl-CoA binding; protein binding
Source: RefSeq, a predicted model, not a curated record
AUGGCCGGGAGCGAUUUAAGUAUAACUGAUCUGGAGGAAACCUUCAAUAGAGCUGCCAAAUAUCUGCAAACAUUGGUAUCAGAAUUAGACUCGGGUCAAUUACUUGGAUUUUAUGGUCUAUAUAAACAAGCAACUAUGGGUCCCUGUGACAUACCAAGGCCCAAUUGGUAUCAGGUGCAAGCUAAACACAAAUGGGAAGCAUGGAAAAAUCUCGGGGAUAUGAAUCGUGAAACCGCGAUGGCUAACUACAUCCAUGCCAUUGCGAAGAUAAAUCCGUCAUGGGAGGAAGAGGCGACAGCCGAAUCUGCAGGAUGGACUUCCGUUAGCAAGUUAUCUAAUACGGAUGCAGAAUUGAGAGAUACUGAUAAGACGUUUUUGGAUUGGGUCAAGGAAGGCAACGAGAUGAAGGUGCGAGAGAUAUUGAACAGUGAACCCACGCUCGUAAACACACUAGAUGAAGAUGGUUUGUUACCUAUACACUGGGCCGCGGAUCGCGGUCAUGUAGGAAUCGUAGAAUACUUGAUUGGACAUGGUGCAAAUGUCAAUUCACAAGAUCGAGAUGGACAAACGCCCCUUCACUAUGCGGCAAGUUGCGGUCAUGCGGAAGCGGUGAAGUAUUUACUUUCGAGUGGAGCUCAAACUAUAGCGGAUAACGAUGGUAUGACACCUAAAGACGUCGCCGAUGAGCAUCUUGUAGCUCUUUUAUAAUACUAUACUAAUGUAUACAUACUAUACUAGUGUAUUCUAGUAUAUAUGCUCUAUAUAAUAACACAAUUGUUAUUAUGUUUGCAUAUAUUAAUAAAUCCAGUGGAUUGAUAAUGUAGAAGUGCUUUAAUUUAUUCGCCGCGUUCUAAUAGAGAGUAAAUCUUUAUUUAUGUACAAAUAACUCCUCUAAUAAUCCAUUACAUUCACAGCCUAAGCACACCUUGGGUAAAUGCGUGAUUUGUCAUUGGCUAGAUUUUUAUAAAUUUAACUCACUUAAUUAAUAUUAUGAACAAUACAAAAUAAUUUCGAAAUAAUUCCAUAUUUUUAAAGCGUUCACGAAAAUUUGUAGAAAUGCAAAUCUAGCAUUCUUCUUCAACAGAACAAAGUACAAUAAACUCGAGAUCUUUUAGGCACAUUACGAAUUGUAUUUGAAUCUAUGAAAUAGUGCAGUGAAAAUUUCUGAGAAAUGAAAUUUAGACAAUUUUAUAUUACUUAAUUGUAAAUUAUAAAGUUCACAUAUAUAUUUUGGAAAAGAGAGAAAA